AUAACCAAGUCGAGGGUAAUAGUGUGAUACUAUUCUUUAAAGAUGAUGGUCACCAUAAAGGAUAUUCCCAUAUAGGAUAUUCCCAAUAUGUGCCCUAUGUACCGAUGCCCAAUAUUAUAACUAUAAUGAGGCCCGCAAUAGAUGUACAUAAGGCUAUUAGUUUAAUUACUUCAGCUAAUGUGGAUACUACUCGGAUUAACCAUAACAUAAGGGAUAAAUCACUAGGUUACUAUG
Messenger RNA from Dovyalis caffra, 234 nucleotides. The record is from the annotation of a GenBank genome assembly. Lineage: Eukaryota; Viridiplantae; Streptophyta; Magnoliopsida; Malpighiales; Salicaceae.